GCAAACUACUGUUACAACUUUCUGCUUAAUUUUCACUUCGGUUCAGCCUACCCUGUUGCAGAAAAACAAUGGCAAAUGCAUGGACAGAAGAUCAAAUUGCUAUAUUCCAUGAAGCCUUUGAUGUUGUUGACAAGGAUUCUGAUGGUUUCAUUACUGUGGAAGAACUGAUAUCCAUUGUUCAGUCAUUAGAAGGAAACACAACAAAAGAAGAAAUUCAAGAAAUGAUUAGUAAAGUCGAUAUGGAUGGAAAAGGAAGUGUAAAUUUUGAAGAGUUCUUGAACGUUAUAGGAAUGAGAAUGAAGGAAAAUCUGACCGAGGAGCUAAAAGACGCGUUCAAAGUGUUUGACAGAGAUAAUGAUGGGUACAUAUCAGCUACUGAGUUGCGACAUGUGAUGAUGAAAUUGGGAGAGAGGCUAACAGAAGAAGAAGUUGAACAAAUGAUUAGAGAAGCAGAUUUGGAUGGAGAUGGUCGAGUUAGCUAUGAAGAAUUUGUGAGAUUUAUGUCACUAAAUUGAUCCAUUUCAUUCGAAGAUUUGGAAGUUUCUCAGGACAAAGUGACACCGUUGACUUUUCUUUAGACCAUUCUAUGUUCUUUUGUAUUUAUUAUGACACUAUUAAUACCGUCAAUAUGUUGAUCCUCUCCCUCU
Messenger RNA from Vigna unguiculata (cowpea), 647 nucleotides. RefSeq lists its product as uncharacterized. NCBI's taxonomy places the organism in Eukaryota, Viridiplantae, Streptophyta, Magnoliopsida, Fabales, Fabaceae. Gene Ontology annotation, cellular component: myosin II complex. The record is from RefSeq and is a predicted model, not a curated record. Gene Ontology annotation, molecular function: calcium ion binding.